CGUUUCCCCCUCCCCUCACGCUCACUCGCCGGCUGGAGAAAAGGGCGGGGUUAGAGGACCGGCUUAAACGGUAGUUAACGUCCUCUUCCACGUGAUCCCGGAGAGCCCGCGAGGGGCCAAUAGGAGCGCGCUGAGCUCUCGGGCGGACGCUGCAGCUCAGAAAGAGCCCUGAUUGGUCCCCUUCCUGACUGGUUCCUCCUCUGCAUUGGCAACUGAUUGGUCCAUUCUCUCUUCCCUCGUCACCACCACAACAGCUGCCAGAUCCUGUCCACCCAUGCCCUGGAGUCCUGCAGGGAGGCGCUGAUUGACAGCUGUUACUGCAUCCUGGGCUUGCACCAGCUGCCGUACCAUCACGACAGAGAGUGACACUGCCCCCCCCUCCAGUAUUUUUACUGAUUUAUUGAUACAUAGGAGAAUGGCCUUGUGACUAAAGCAGAGGAUAAGGAAUUGAAAAAACUAAGUUCUAUUCCCUGCUCUACCUUGCACUUCCUGUGUAACCCUUGGCCGGAAGCACAUUUGUGAAUGACAUUAUAAAUGUGCAUGAAGUAAUGAAAAAUAUUGCCCAGUAGGUGCAUUGAAAAGUUUCUUUUCCAUCCCUCUCUUGGAGUAGGAGAGAAAAAGGGAGGCCUUUCUUAAGAUAAAGAUCAUCAGCAAUCCUUGUUCAUGGGAAUUGGUCACUUGAUUUCUGAAUGCAGUCCGACGCUGUGAAGUAUGAAGCAGAGAUGCCUUCCCUGUUAUGGGGGUUGGAUCCUGUCUUUUCUGCAUUUGCAAGACUCUACAUUAAGGAUAUAAAGGAAAUGAAAGAAUCUAAGCAGGUUCCAGGUAUAUUCUUUUAUAAUGGACAUCCAAUAAGACAGGUGGAUGUUGUUGGGACAGUGGUUCUAACAAAAGAACGAGAUGCUUUCUAUAACUAUGGAGUGGAUGACAGUACUGGGGUCAUAAACUGCAUCUGCUGGAAAAAUCCCAGGGAAGCAGAAAAGCCUUUCUCAGGACUAGGCACAUCUUGCAGCAGUGAUCUAGUUGAACAGAUGAAGAAGCUCCAGGAAGAGGUGCUCCAGAAAACCAAGCUGGAAAUUGGGGAUGUUGUCAGGGUCCGAGGUCAUAUCCGAAUCUACAGAGAGCAGCGAGAAAUUCAGGCCUCCAUCUAUUAUAAAGUGGAUGAUCCUAUGUGUGAGGUUCAGAUUUCAAGGAUGUUGGAGCUCCCAUGCCUCUAUAGAGAAGUUUAUGAUAAGCCUUUCAAAAUCCCAGAGGAGGCACAGAGUGCCCCAGGUGGUCUGAACCUUAGAAGCUCAAUUGACUUGCUGAGCGAGAAAGUGAAAGACUUCUUAUUGGAGAACAGAAUUCAGACCUUUUACCAACAGGAGCUGGAAACAGUUGACGAUUUGGUGUCAUUGGCCAGUCAGCCUGUGUCCAGGACUGACUCUCAGCAGAUGGAUUCAAAAAGUGAACCCAGCUCCAAACUGAUUCACAGUGCGUUCAAGGAGGCAAUAAAGGUGCUGCAGGAAAAAGGAGUGGUUUUCCAGAAAUCAAAUAGCCCCAAGGAUGUAUAUCAUGUGACUGACCAGGAUAAGGAGUUACACAACGUGAUCCUUGGUGUUGUCAAAGCAGAUUGUCGAAAACCCAAACGCAACACAGUCAUUAGUAGCCUGCUAUGGAGCUGUUUCAAAGGUGUACUUUAAGUGGACUUGACAAGCAUGAAUUCGUACUCUGGGACUGCUAGAUGGCCAGUUCCUGUUUCUAUAGAAACAGUUAAGUUGGCAAAAGUCAGGUAAGUGUAAUAGGUUUUUAAAUCAGUCAGCGUUUAUUACCUUCUUUUCCAGUGAUCAAAUUUCCAUGGAAACUGCCUGGGAAUUAAAAUUAAGGAAGGGGGUAGGAGUAGGGUUCAAAAUAUUCAGCUGUUGACUUGUGUAUCCAUGGAAAUGGAAGUUGGCCACCUUUCUGUGCCACUAACCCCCUCCCUUUGGUCAGGCAGAAGGAGAGCACCUGGAAUUAGAGUUAGGUGCUUUGUGAUCAGAGUGUGCCAGUAGGGAGUGUAAUAAGUGGCAUUUUGCUAGCUCUGCCUGGGUUUAGGUUCAGUGGCUAUUAAUCUGACUAUGAAAAUAAGGGAGAAACAGGAUUUUUUAAAAAAAAGUACGGGCAAUUCCAUAUUAUAAAGGAAGGCUGUCAACCCAAAAUAUAACUUAAUUUUAUCUUCAGACUAUCCACCCUCAACUUGCCAAAAUAUAAAUACAGAGAAGAGGGGAGGAUGGGCUUGUAGUUAAAACAUGGGAUGGGGAGCCAGGAGCCUUGGGUUUCUUCCAGGCUCUGUCACAGACUCCCUGUGAGAUUUAGGGCAAAACACUUAAUCUGUCUGCCUCAAGAUGUGGAUUCUAAUCCCAGCUCUCUCUGAUUUAAGUCACUUCCCCUCUCUGUGUCUUUGCUUGUCUGUUUAAGCCCUUCAGAGUGUUGUGUUUGGCUAUGUACACACUACAGUUUACGUCAGUAUACAUUGUGUUGCUACGGGGUGUGACUAAGCCACCACCCUGAGCGACUUAAAUUACACCUAAGCGCUGGUGUGGACAGCACUAUGUUGGCUGCAUCAGUGCAGCUGCGCUACUGUAAACUGUGUGUUGUAGCUAUAGCCUUUGUGUUGCUUUGCUUGUACCGUGCCUAGCACAAUGGGACCCCAAUCUCUGCUGUGGCUCUUGGGCAUUGGUGUAAUACAAAUAAUGAAGAAUAAUUUAUUAUAAAUUGGAGGCAGGCAGAGUUCUAAAUGGCCUCUCUCUCCAGCCUCUUACUUGGAUUAUCAAUUUCCUUGAGGCAGGGACCUUGUCUUUACAUAUUACACCCAAAAACACAUCAUCCAGUAAUUAGGAAAUCCAGCAACACCCAUUAUUCUGGCAUUUCUUAACUUUUGAAUGCUUGAUUUUGUAACAUUAAUCUUUUAAUAUAAAUUUUGGUAUAAUUCCCAAGCUUUUUAGAAAUGCACAUGUGUGGGGAGGACAAAAAUUCCAUUCUGUAGCAUCAUAUUGACACUCAGAUGGGUCAUCCACAGGGUUCAAAUCUUUAGAUCUGCCACUUCAGGUAAGGGAAUAACUGAUAGCAGUAGUAGGUUGUUAUCCUCUCUUUGGACCAGCACUACCAGGGGGGAUGAGACACUUUCCAACUGCAGUUCACAGAUAUUUGCUGAGAGUAGAGGAAGGGUGAGACUCCUGAAUCUUGAGUUCCGUUCUAGGCUCUGGAGGGAAGUGUGUUUCAGUCGGUAUAGAUUUUUUGUAUGUGCCCACUUUCCCCCAAGCUUGAUCCCCUUCUUCUCUACCCCUUCCACCCUGUCCCAUUCCUGUUUUGGCUAGUCUCCUUGCCUAUGCCAUCCCAGUUUCCACUCCUCAGGCUUCUCAUUUAAGUCUGUUUCCCUCUCCAAGUCCCUUGUCCCAGACUCUUUGCCUAACCAGUCCUAGUUCUCUCCUCUCCCCACCCCCACCCCGGUCUUUCUUUUUCCUGUAGCACUGGUUCACUGUCCCAUUCUCCUUGCCUGCUUCUAGUUCCCAGUCUCCCUCCCACCCAUCCCAAUCCUCUCUCUGCCCCAGGUCUGGCUCUUGUCCCCUCAGAAUUCAAACAGGCCAGCUUCCUCAGUGCCUUGGCAGCAGCUGGUGAUUGUGAGAACACAGGACCGACAUGUGUCUCUGCUUUCAAUUGGGCUGCCUGGCCUUAAUUCAGCCUGCAGCAGUCCAAAAAUGCAAUUACAGGGACAGUCCAGCUCAGUUCCUGCAGCCCAAGGCUGGAUGGUGCUUCAUGUGGAUGGAAUCUUCAGAGACUUUUAGCUGUGAAACUCUAGAAACUCUUCUGCAUAAGCGCAGUCUGCAGUUUUUCAGAGCUUAUAACUCUGACAACUUUGGGCAGAUUUUUACAGGGAUGAUAAAGGCACAUUCCUGACACAAAGACCACCGCCCUGCCAAAUUUUAAAUCCCUCUGCCGAAGCAUGAGGGUUCUAGAACUUCACAAAGAAAAAUCACCAGAAUUUAACACCAGCAAAAAAACAUUUUUCUCUAGUCCCAUUCUUAGAAAUGGCAGAAUGGGACUGAAAUGUCAAUAAUAAUUAAUAAUAGCCUAAGGCAGACACCCAGCAUGGGAGAUUUCAGCCCAAACAAUUAAAAUUUGGCAAAGUUCUAUAAGCAACUGAAAACAGGGUCUUAUAAUGGGGAGUGUCAGGCAACCUUAAUAAUAAAUGGUGCUACCGGUUACACCUGUAAUUAUAUAUGUAAUGUGUAGUGUAAAGACUAUGCUGGUCUAGUAACAAUAAAAUACAGGUUGAGAUGAGCCUAACUUAAGAAGAUUCAUGUAGAUUAGCAAGUAGGAUACAGCCAAGAAUUAAGGAAUUUUCAAGUAAAGGAAAUUAUUUAGAGGAAUUAUUUUCUGCAAACACAGACGCACUGAGCAGCACGGUGCCAAUUAAGAUGGCCCAACAAGCUCUGCAAAUGCUUGGAUCCAGCUCUUGCCCUGGCUUGCUUUUUGUGAUUAUUUAGUAGAAAAAUGGGUGCUCCCCUUCCAAGAACACGAACUACACCACCGGGCCAGCUCAGUCAGGCUUGUGGGAGCGAUCUGUUUACCGGUCUGCAAACUUGCUAGGGCACUUGUAUAGCUUCCACAGUAGGUGAGUGGGUGGGACUGAGCCAUCCAUGUGCUUUAGAGGAUUUAGUGUUGUUGCUAUUUUUUUUUCUCAUCCAUUUUUAAUUAACGGGAUAUAAAGGGGAACGGGGAGGGGAGCCCUGCUGUUACCUUUGAGGCACUGAUUCAGCAAGGUAAUUAACAACAUGCUUAGCGCCAGUAAAUCCUAUUCCUUAACAUUAGGCACAUACUUCAGUUACUUGCUGAAUUGGAAGUUCCUCCUCGUGGCAAAGAUCCUGCUAAAAGGAAAUGAAGAACACUGAAGUAAGAGAGGAGGACAGACGUAACGCCUCUCUCAAUGAUAGGGUCAUGUUAGCCUAGAUCGGCCCCCUUGUUUCCUGAACAUGCAUACUUUAAUUGUGUUCUGGCCUGGGGUGAGGAGUGUUUGGAAUUGUCUUCCUCCAGCCCCCUGCCCACAUUAAAUCAUUCAGGCCCCUUCUGUGUGUAAUUCUCCAUUGCUGUGAUGCCUAUAAAAAACUUGACAGCUGGGGUGCUGAGCCCUCUGCCUGUCAUGCUGACCAAUAUUGUCUCAUUGUUUCCUCACAUUCUCCUGUCUGAUUGUAUCCAUCUGUUGUCUCUUGUCUUAUACUUAGCUUGUAAGCCCUUUGGGGUGGGAAGCAUCUUUUUGCUCUGUGUUUGUACAGCACCUAGCACAAUGGGGCCCUGGUUGAAGACUGUGUCUCUCAGGCAUUUCUACAAAGCCAAUAACUAGGGACAAUCAUCACAGGAGGAAAGUGAUAGCAAUAGAAAUUCUUGUUGGAAAGUCCUAAAGGAAGACUAUCCUCAGAAACACAGACAGGAGCAAACAGACACUACUUACAGCAAGUCAACAUUUAAAACACUGCCUGGGUGCAGCUGCACCGCUGAAGCGCUUUAAUGAAGACACUCUUUGCUGAUGGGAGAGAGCUCUCCCAUCACCGUAGUUAAUCCACCUCCCCAAGAGGAAGUAGCUAUGGUGGCAGGAGAAGGUCUCCUGAUAACAUAGCGCUGUCUACACAAGGGGUUAGGUCAGUAUAACUAUGUCGCUCAGGGAUGUGGAUUUUUCACACCCCUGAGCAACAUAGUUAUACCACUUAUAGGUCUGCAACAUAGACCAGACCUUAGCCUUGGUCAGUAUCUGGCUUAUUGCAAAUAAGUAGCUAACAAGGUUUCAGGCAUCUGAAACAAGUAGUAAGUGCUAAAUGCAAUGGUGGUUGCAUUCUUUUAUCUUCUCCAAUUAGGAAGACAGCAAACGAAAUAAGGAGUGAAAGAGAUUGGAGUAAUGCAAAGUUUAUCAUAAACCAUUGGGUAAAUUAUAUAAUACAAUGUGACACUUCUUCCCCCCUCACUUCCCUUUGCAUAUACAGUCCUGCCCUUUUACUGUUUCUCCUGUCCUGCAGGGUGCGUCUCUCUUUUUGUUAAAGAAGUAGGGCAGGCAAUCUCCAGGUGGACUUUUAAAGGGCCAGUUAGGACUGUACUUCUUAAUUUCUCUCUCCCUUGCUAUUAUCAGUUAAUUCAAAAGUUAAUCAUUUUGGGAUGCAGUUUGUAAAGAAAUGUUAGUUUAGGGGGUUGUGCAAGUCUGUCCUCUGUUCUGAAGAAAUAAAAAUUGCACAGGCACGUUCCUUGGAUGGAUUCAGUGCCAGAUGCCAGUUUGGCGUUGCUGCCUUGCGUGCAACCUGAGGCUUUAAAUAUAAACCUUAACAGGUGUGCUUUGUGGACAUAACACCUCUAGGGGAAGAAAAAUGUUUGAUCACUGAAUGAUGGAAACAGAGCACUAAAGGGAACAUCUGCCAUCAACCUAUGCAAUAUGGAAAGAGCUCAACAUGAUUCAUAAUGUAUUACUAAGGCUAUGCCUACACUAGGGACCUUACAGCAGCACAGAUGUACCAUACAGCUGUGCUGCUGUAACGUCUCCCGUGUAGCUGCUCUAUUGCCAAUGGGAGAGAGCUCACCCACGUGACAGUAGCUCUGUCAGUGGGAGACUGUCAUAGAAUCAUAGAAUAUCAGGGUUGGAAGGGACCUCAGGAGGUCAUCUAGUCCAACCCCCUGCUCAAAGCAGGACCAAUCCCCAGACUGAUUUUUGCCCCAAAUCCCUAAAUGGCCCCCCUCAAGGAUUGAGCUCACAACCCUGGGUUUAGCAGGCCAAUGCUCAAACCACUGAGCUAUCCCUCCCCCCAAGUGCUAUGGUCUCCCACCACCAUAGCGCUAUCCACACCGGCGCUUCUGUCGGUGAAACUUAUGUCGCUCAGGGGUGUGUUUUUUCCACACCCCUGACUGACAAAAGAUUUACUGACAAAAGUGCUAGUAUAGACAUAGCCUAAGUGUCUGUAUACCAGUGCUUACUGGUAGCAUGCCCACAACUAAAAGCCCAGCAUAUAGUGAUAGAGAGAAAGUCCUCUAGUUCAGAGGUCUACAGUUUUGGAACAAAGACUUUUGGGUAGCAUCACUGUUGCAACCCAUGGGCCUAGGCUAACCAGAUGACAAGAACAAAAUAUUGGGACACAUGGGGGGCGGGGGGAGCCACAGGCACUGGAAGCUGUGGGGGUGGGACUUACUUGGGGGCAUGAGUAGCAUGCAGCGCCCCAGGGUCAGGGGCAGCCGGGGGGGUCUGCACCCUGUCCGUGCUUGCUGCUCCCAUUGGCUGCAAUGGAGCCAGCACUUGUGGUAGGUGCAGCACGCAGAGACCACCCCCGGCCACCUCUGUGCCUAGGGGCUGCAGGGUCCUGCAGCCCACCGUUUCCUGGGAGCUGCCCCAAAUAAGCACCGCCAGGACCCCAGGUGAGCGCUCACCAGUGUACUCCUCCAGCCCCGAGCCAAAAUAUCGGGACAAAUGGCGUCCCGACCGUACAUCGGUCGGGAUGCGGGACAAACAGCUAAAUAUCGGGACAGUCCUGAUUUUAUCAGGACGUCUGGUCAUCAUACAUGGGCCAUGGCUUAGACCAUAACUCUGAUCAUAGAAUCAUAGAAGAUUAGGGUUGGAAGGGACCUCAGGAGGUCAUCUAGUCCAACCCCAUGCUCAAAGCAGGACCAAUCCCCAACUAAAUCAUCCCAGCCAGGGCUUUGUCAA
Chrysemys picta bellii (western painted turtle) is the source of this 7690-nucleotide messenger RNA. RefSeq names its product STN1 subunit of CST complex (gene STN1). Gene Ontology annotation, molecular function: single-stranded telomeric DNA binding. Gene Ontology annotation, cellular component: CST complex. Gene Ontology annotation, biological process: telomere capping. The record is from RefSeq and is a predicted model, not a curated record. NCBI's taxonomy places the organism in Eukaryota, Metazoa, Chordata, Testudines, Emydidae.